GGGUUUUCUCUAUCACUCUCCGGAAGUCAGGAAGUUGAUUUGUAACAACAACGGAGACUGACUGUAUCCCAAAAAUGGAUUAAAAAUCAGAAAUAGUUUUAUCGAUUUGAAGACUCAGGCUGUUGGAGUACCUGAUUUAUCUGAUGAUGUCUAACACGGCGAGGAGUGGGGACAUUAUUCACCUGAAUGUUGGAGGGAAAAGGUGAGGAGUGGCUAACUCCGGCUAGCUAGCUAACAAGCUAACCGGGUAAAUACAUGGAUGAAGGGUCGUUUAUGUCUGUUAUUGUCCCACUGAGGAGGGAUUUAUAAGUAUUUGAAAUAAAAAAAUAAAAGCAUCUGCAGCCUCUCUGACUCUGUUGUAACUCGUUUACAACUCAAAAAGUCUCGAUUCAUUAGCUACUUUAAAGGUGUGUUGGAUUUAUUUGAUUUAAAAAUCUGUCAAUUAUUAGUUUCUUUAACUUUAUAUACUGAUGUUGUUUUGCCCAAAAAAACUGUCACACACAAAGCAAAGAAACUUUAAGAGGCUAAACUGAAGGGCAUAUAUAUGUAUGUAUAUAUGUGUGUGUGUGUGUGGGUGUGUGUGCGUGUGUGUGUGUGUGUGUGUGUGUGUGGAGAGAGAGACGGGGAGAGAUUAUUAUGUCCUAAAGAUAUGAAGGACUCCUCUGUUAGAACCAGGCUCAGCAGAACUCAGUGAAAUCACAGCAAAUCCUUACCUUACUCCAAUAAAUAAACAGGAGGCAAGUCAGUUGGUAUUGGCUGAUAAUGCCGAUGUCACACUGUUGAUGUUUUUUUCUGCAUUUGACAAACAAAAUAAUUUAACAGCAACAAGAGAUGAGAAAUCCUUUAUUCUAUGUUCAUUACAAUCUAUCAUAGGUAGUUACGUCAGUGAGUGACGUGUCUUAGAUGGACUUUAAACGAACUGAUGAAAAAAGAGAAACACGCAGGGUUUUGCUUUAGAGCACAUUGCUGACAUUUGUGUUAGAAGCGCAUUAUCCCAAACUUCAUAACAGAGCUUAUAUUAAACGCAGGCAAGUGACUGUCUUAGAUUAGAUUAGUUGUUAUUUAGGAUGUGUAAAAUAGUUUUCCUUAAGAAGAGAGCUGUGAUAUCAGCCUUGUGAGGGAUGAUGCUGAUAAAGUCAGAAUACCAAUAAUUGGCCCAAAAAAUUGGCAAAGCAAUUCAUUAGUUUAUCUCUAGUUUCUACACUGUAUCUACUAGGUAGCAGCUCUGGGAUCCUCACGCUAAGAAGGAGCUUUUACAUUUGAAUAUUUGAACAGAUUUUAAUCUCAGAGACUGUGUUUUGAAACUGAAACUUUAAGACAUAUAGAAAAAAAGUCAAAGCUGAAGAACUCUGUCGUAUGAAGAAAAGUUAAUACGUUUAUUUUUGUUUGCUUGAAGGUUCAGCACCUCCCGGCAGACGCUGACCUGGGUACCUGACUCUUUUUUCUCCAGGUAAGUAAAGAAAACACUCACUGUCAAAAUUUCAGCAAUUGGCAGCUCAGUAGAGUUGUUUUUUUUUUUUUUUUUUAAGAGCAACAGUUUAUUGGAUUAUUUGAUUUCUGCCAAAAUUCAAAAAGCUGCUUGUUUAAAAUGCAGCUCUACACUGCUGAUAAUUUUCCCCCUGAGUUUACAAAGAAUCAAGCAUGUUACCUGAGUCAAAUGAAGCCCAUCAGCAGAGUGUUAAAUAAAAGUGUAAAAACUGAAUAUUUCUGAAAGUUUCGGUUUCUCUCCUCAGUCUUCUGAGUGGUCGAAUCUCCACUCUGAAGGAUGAAACUGGAGCUGUAAGUAAUGACACUCUCUGUCAAUGUUAGCUCAUUAAGUGACCUAGUGGUCACAUUUUGACUCCUUGUCUCUCCUUUCUCGCCGUAGAUUUUCAUCGACAGGGACCCCUCCCUAUUCGCCACCAUCCUCAACUUCCUGCGGACGAAAGAGCUGCACCCCCGCUCCAUUAACGUGCACAUGCUCAUGCAUGAGGCAGAGUUUUAUGGGAUCACACCGCUGGGUGAGACACUCAGACUUCUGCAGAGACUGGACAGAAUAAAUCUAAUGUAGCACGUACAGAAGUUAUUUUUGUUUUUAUUUCUUUAAAUUUUUCUCGAACAAAACUUCAGCCGUUUUGUUUUACUUUCAUGUUGUUGGUUAUCAAUUGAAAUCCAUAAAGAUCUGUUUUAUCUAUCAGUGCGUAAGCUGCAGCUGUGUGAUGAGCUGGACCGAUCGUCCUGUGGAAACGUGCUCUUCAACGGCUACCUGCCUCCACCAGGUAGGCCACCGAAAAUCAUACAGUGUGUUACUGCGUCAUAAAUAUCAGAUAAAACUCACUUACUUCACCACACUAAGUGUUUUUGUAAAUGUGGGUCCUGACUCCCUGCAGAGAACCAGAUUGGUUGGGAUUUGUCAAACAGAGACAUACCCCUCAGGAGAUCUGAUCCCUGACUCCUGGAUAAAUUCUGUUUUGCCUCUCUGACCGCACUCCUGUCUGUGUCACCCCAGUGUACCCAGCAAAGCGUCGUAACCGUCACAGCGUGGCGGGAUCACAGUUCAUGGCAGGCCGAGUCAUGUCAGCAGAGAGAGCACCGGUCAGACGCAGCAACACGAUGCCUCCAAACCUGGGAAACUCUGGGAUACUGGGCAGAGCCAGCACUGAGGAGAGGACGCCUGGAGGUAAAGACACACAGUCAGACAUACACAUGCUGAGAUUUACAGUUUGGAUACUUUGUUUAUUUAAGUUUAAUGUUCCAUUUUGAGCAAUUAAAAAUCUACCACUGGUGAAAAGUCAAAAAUUACUUCUGGAUCAGGAUCUCUUCUGGGCUGUAAUGAUUCUGUCUGGUUAUUUAAUUCUUCCCUCUAACAUAUGAUUGGUUCGUUUAUCUGCAAAGCUUGUCAUUGUGAGUAUAAGUUUACCUGAGUGUGUGUGUUUGUGUGCAGGCCAGCUGUCAGACACAGGCCUGGUUAGGAUCAUCUGCGGUCAUCACAACUGGAUCGCUGUGGCCUAUGCACAAUUUGUUGUCUGCUACAGGUAAACAAAAGUGAGAGGCAGAACUGAAAUACAGUGUGUUGCAGUGAAAGGAUGUAAUACCUUGUUGGCCCAGUAGAUGGCAUGUGCACUAUGGUCUAGGUUGAGGAAAACACUUUUUUGACCAUUAAAACUGUUGUUCCCAAACUUUUUGGAGGAUGAAAAAUGCUCAUAUUUUAAAUCUGAUUCUCACUUUAUUUUCUGUCAGAGUAAAAGAGUCAACAGGCUGGCAGCAGGUCUUCACCUCUCCUCGUCUAGAUUGGGUUAUCGACAGAGUCGCUCUGAACGCCAAAGUGAUGGCUGGCUCGCUGGGAGACAACGAUAAGAUGGUGGCUGUUGCCUCAGGGACAGAGAUCAUCCUGUGGGCCAUCUGCCCUGAUGGAAACGGGAAUGAAAUCGGUGUGUUUGCCUUGAAUUUUACAAAUACAGAGACACAUUUUUUCAGGAAUAUGUCAGCAAAGCAUCAGUGAAGACGACAAACUCUAAAAAAAUCUUUUCAUCUCAGCAGCUCAAAAUUAAAACAUCCCCUUGACAGUCGUGUGGUUUCUCCUUCAGGUGUCUUCAGUCUGAACGUGCCUGUGGAGGCUCUCUUCUUCGUUGGUAAUCAGCUGAUUGCUACCAGCCACACGGGGAAGGUCGGGGUUUGGAACGCUGUCACUAAACACUGGCAGGUGGGUGGAGCCAUGGAUCCAAAACCAUCUUUAAUCAGACACAAAAAAUGUUCAAUUCAACCUUCUGUCAGAAUAGCAGACGGCCAAUCAGUGUAACGAAUAUAAACACAGGCAGAUGGAAGGUGUAAUGUUCUUUUCUGUGCCCCUGCAGAAUCAGGAUGUUGUUCCCAUCAGCAGCUAUGACACAGCCGGCUCCUUUCUCAUCCUCGGCUGCAACAACGGAUCCAUCUACUACAUAGGUGAGCCACAGUAACCUCCUACACACACACACACACACACACACACACACACACACACACACACACACACACACACUUUCUCUUUGUGUACAGCUGUUAAAGAAACCUGUAUGAGUGUUUUUCAGGCUGAUUUAAUGGCAUAGACUCUCUAAAUAUUGUUCUUAUUUGAAAUGUUUUGUUUAAAAGUUUUAAUUACUGUUUUUGUGUUUUUCUUUUAGAUGUGCAGAAGUUUCCUCUGAGGAUGAAGGAUAAUGACCUGCUGGUGACAGAGCUGUACAGAGACCCGACUGAGGAUGCCAUCACAGCACUCAGUGUCUACCUCACCCCUAAAACCAGUGAGGAAUACUAAUAAUACUAAUAAUACUAAUAAUACUGCUCAUUUUUUUCCUGCUACUGUAGUUAAAACCUUUAAAGCACAUUUAAAAAGUUUUCAAACUUUCAAAACAACUGAAGCAAGUUUACUCCUGCACUGUUGCUACAGACCCCAUAACUGUGCAGAAUAAUCUAUAAAUGUAGACUCAGUCUUUAGUCCAAGUCUGAACCAUGUUGGUCAUGUGAUGAUCAGGUGACAGUGGGAACUGGAUCGAGAUCGCGUACGGGACGAGCUCAGGAACAGUUCGAGUCAUUGUUCAGCAUCCAGAGACAGUUGGCUCGGGGCCACAGCUCUUCCAAACCUUCUCAGUCCACCGCAGCCCCGUCACCAAGAUCAUGCUGUCAGAGAAACACCUGAUCUCAGGUAAGUCUGAAGGGCCAGCUUUUGAAUGGGUUAAGUUAAGACCAGAAUCAUGUGGGUAUUUCAAUUAACAUUGGUCCUGAAUUUAAAAAAAAUGAACUUGAUCAGAUCAACCCAAUCAAGAUAAAGACUUAAAAUGAUCAAAUACAGAUUAUGAGUCUGAUCGAGACCAUGUGCCGUGAACUUUGUCCACAGGGGGAUGCCAAAAUCCACACAGACUGAAAGAUGCUGAUUACUAAAACAAAGGUCCCUGUGUUUUGCUCUAUCAACUAAAACACUGAAGUAAUGCUGAUGUAAAUAGCAAAAAAAGUAAAGUUUUUCUUAUUGUCUACACAUUCAUAGGUUUUUUUUCUGAUGCUAGAGGACAUAUCAUGAGAAAACUAAGAGCAAAAUUGCAUCUCUUGAGUAUUUCUGCAUUCAAACAGCUGUGAAUCUCUGUCAGACCUAAACAGCAGGUUCAGACACAGAGGGAUUUUCUAAGUCACAAGUCCAUACUCUGCCCCCCGCGCCCCUAUCUGCAAGCCAGACCCCGAGAAAUGCAGAGGACAAUCGCAGAACAAGUGUGUGCAAUGCUCGUAAGAAAGCUUAUAAUGAUAUUAGCUUCCAUCAUGUCUCCGAAGACAUUAGUGUCCAAGAGCGGAAUAGCUCCUAUGUUACCUGCCACUUAUACUACACCAGCAAUGUUAGGCUGCAAGCUAGCAUCUCCGCCCACGACUCAGGGGUGAAUUGUUAAGGAGCUACUGGAGCUCUGCAGAAGAAAAGCCUUUAAAAAUGACACAGGUAAUGUGGUAUUGGCUAAAAACAGAAAACACUUUAAAUAGUAAAAAAAAUAAAUUGAUAAAUGAGAUCCGACAGUGACUUUAAAAUGUUUCCUCUUUGAGUUCUGUGAAACAAUACUCUGAGGGUUCAGGAAAGUCCUGGUUUUUGGGAUUAAAGUUACCCCUAACCUACUGAAAAGUUUGACACAGAAACAAGAUUUGAUUACCUGGACCAAUCUGAUUUUCUCGUCCCUCUGGUCUUGAAGAACCUUUUUUUAAGAUUUGAUACAGUCAAGAAGCCUUAUAUCCGAGCCCUGAUCUUAACUUUGAAAUUGGGCGCUGUGUUAUUCUUAGUCCUGUCUCUGAUGCUCUCUGUGUCUGUCGUUCAGUCUGUGCAGACAACAACCAUGUGAGGACGUGGACAGUGACGCGGUUCAGAGGGAUGAUCUCCACCCAGCCAGGAUCCACGCCACUCACCUCCUUCAAGAUCCUCAGCCUUGACGACAUUGACGGACAUGGAGGCUGCAGCGCCGGGACAGAGAUCGGUAACUCACUAACAGACAGAAGUGUGAGGGCAGAAGGUCAAAGGAUGAUUAAUAAGAGUCUUUCUAUCCUCAAAGGUCCACUUAAGAGUUUCCUCUUUCAGCUUUCAGGGCUCCUUUAGACCAACAGUCAUGAAUAAUUAGACUGACAGCAAAGAUCAAAGUGAGACAGUGACAGUGGUUCUGGUUUUAGGUCCAUAUGGGGAGAGAGACGAUCAGCAGGUGUUCAUCCAGAGAGUCGUCCCGGAUACCGACAAACUCUACGUCAGACUGUCCUCUAAUGGGAAAAGGUGAGAGAGGACGCUACUCCUUCAGUGGCAUUAAAUAUUUGGCAGGAAUCAGGGGGACAUGGUUUCUUUGUUCUGGAAUUAUAGGAAAUAAACGUUACAAAUAACCUUAAUUUAACAAAUCAGAGAAUUUAGUCAAACUAAAAUCAGCUCCUGAAACAUCUCUUAUUUAACAUAUAGCUGUUAAAACCAACCUGAUUUUACCUGUGUGUGCGCGUGUGUGUGUGUGUCAGGGUGUGUGAAGUGCGCUCAGUAGAUGGCACCUCCAUCACAGCCUUUAUGGUCCACGAGUGUGAGGGCUCCAGUCGAAUCGGCUCUCGACCGCGGCGCUACCUGUUCAGCGGCCACGGCAAUGGCAGCAUUCAGAUGUGGGACCUGACCACCGCCAUGGAGAUCGCUGGGAAGGUCGACAUCAGAGGUGAGACUGGACAGCAAACACAGUUUGCGCAGUUUAUGAAUGGUCCAUAAACUUUUGUGUGAUGGCUGUGAGCUCUGUGAUUGGUUGGAGAGUAAGGAAAGUUCUCAUUGUUCUUUCUGCAGCUUUGGGCGGGCCUACAGAGGAGGAGCUGCUGGAGCUGCUGGAUCAGUGUGACCUCGCUCUGACCAGGACACCUGACAGCACUCCAAGAGCCUCCACCUGCAGGUACACACACACACACAAGCACAGAAAAACACACAUUCUUCCUUAAAGAUAAAUCUUGUGCCAACAUUACCUACAAUGCCUCUGAGUUUGGCUGUUUUUCAGUAGUCUGACAGCUUGUGCUGUUGCUUAGAAAUGGUUUUCUAUUUUCUUUUAUCUCAGACAUGUAACCUUUUUAUGUACCUUGACAUGUUUCGGCAGAAAGUUUCGCCUUCCUUGGAAAUGUGACAUUUUUGAGGAAGGUACUUUCCUCUUUCUGACGCACUUUUUGUUCCGCCGAAACAUGUCAAGGUAUGUGAAAAAGAUGACAUGUCUGAGAUAAACAAAAAUGGAAAACCAUUUCUAAGCAACUGAAGACAUAAUGAACAUCAUUCAACUUGUGCUGUUGUUGUUGACUGAUGUUGUCUUUGUUGUUGUUGUUGAUGACUGUUGUUGUUGACUGUUAUUAUUGUUGUUGUUGUUGUUGUUGUUGACGACUGUUGUUUUUGUUGAUGUCUGUUGUUUGCUCUCUGUCCCUCCAGUCUUCACUCUCAGUUCAGUGACACCUUCCGGUCAGAGCGUCUCCACUCCUCAGGAGGAGGAGGGAGAGGAGGCGGAGCUUUAGGUUCCUCUGCCUCACUCUGUGGUAGCCUCCCCAGACAGGCACCACCCCCUGUCCCCCUCACCAAACCUAACUCCACAUUCUCACCUGGACCUGGACCACCUAGCCUCAGUGUUCCAGCCUACGCUCACAACCCCUCAUCCAGUCCUCGCCCCCACAGACACCAUGACAGGGACAGGGAGUGGGGGUCUAUACGCAGGGGGAGCUUCGUGGAGCGCUGUCAGGAGCUGGCGAAGGGUUCAGAGGCAUCUGUGGGUUCUGGUUUUGGAGUCCCAGCAGGGUCAGAGGGUGUGAGGCGGAGCUUAGCUGUGUGCAGUGAGCUAGAGGCCAGAUUUGGCAUCAAGACUCCCACCACCUUCUCAAUCACACCUGGUCCUCGCCAAACUCCAGGAACACCUUCAUCAUCCUCAUCACAGCGCAGGACCGCACCUACUUCCCCAACAAGCCCCGCCCCUCCUCCACCCCCCACUGUAAGCCCAACGCGCUCUCAAGCGCCUGUCUCACCACGCCGCAGUGCUGGGGCGUCUCCUCAAACGUCUCCUGCGACCCCUCCUGCUGAUGUCACAGCAACUUCAGAGAGCCCAGCCAAUCCUGACAGUUCGGCUUCAGCCCCCCCCACCAGCCCCAAACCACACAUGAAUGAGACCAGCUUCUGAUAGGCUGUUUGGACUGAGACUAUGCAUCAGAUAAGUCAGAAACCAGGAGACUAAAACUUUGACGAUUAAUGAGGACAGGUGAUCGAGUAAAAAGACAACAAAGGGCUUUAAGUUCUAAAUCACAAGCCCCGCCUCUUUUUAUAGCUGUACUGUAAGUGUCCAAAAGUCUAAAAACUCAAAUAAAUAUUGUCUUUAAACCGUGCUAAUAUGGGAUCAUGUUUCUGUGUAUUUUCUGUCAUCUCUGCUGCUCCUGGUGGAGGAAACAUGUUACUGCAGCUUUACCGGCACUGAUUGUUAUUUUGUACCUUUUAUAACCAACAGAAAAAAGUUUGUUUUGUUGAAUUUGUAUCUUUUUAACUGAGCCUUUUCUAUCAGUUGUUUGUAUUAAAGAAAAUUUGUAUAGAGACUCUUAUUUUUGAAAUGUGUUUUUGGUCAUACACUGUGAUAAACAAACAAACUUUGUCUACAGCCUGGAUGUCUUUCACACUUUCAGCUCUGCUGUUAAAUCUACCAAAUUCAAAACUUUCUCCAAAAAGCAAACCAGCCAAUAGAAACUAACACAAUCACUUUAUUUUAUCAGCUUAUAUUUUUCAGAUAAUUCCUCAAGUUAUGCAUUUAUAGAAGUCGGACUUUAUUUGGAGAAAAUCCCACCAAAUUUAACAUCAUCCUUUUUUUGGUACUGAGAUACUUGGCUGUUUGCUUUGACUUGUACUGAAUACAGAAUCUAAAAAUUACUUUUUUUCUGUUUUCUUUUUUUAUUAUUAGUUUUGGAAAUUUUUGGAACAAUAUCGGUAAAAUGUGUCACUGUAACAGUUUAUUUCUUUCAAAUUAAUUUUGUAAAACAAGGACGGUCAUCCAUAUCUACACCUCCUGCUUCUUCACCUUGUUAUGACCCCUUUUUUAACUUUUCCUUAAAUGUUUGUGAAAUUGUGAUGUCUGUUUCUUCAUAUGGUUUGUUUCACUUUUCAGCAGAUUUCAGCUUUAAAACUUAAGUUUCUCUCUUUGUCUCUGUAAACAUUUGUUCUUCAGUCUGUUCGUAAAUUCAGGAGUUUCCUUGAACUUAAAAUAAAUCAAAAUAAGACUAACAUUGUGCAACUUGGAUCAUGUAAAAGCUGCAGCCUUUGAUUUAAGAUUUUAAUUUUACGGGGCCCAAAAGUGUUCAAUAUAAAUUAAUUAAAAGGCCAUUUCAUAAACAAUGAGUACAAACUAACCAGCAACUUUAAAAAUUAAAGAAACUUCAGGUGUUUGAGAGGUGUUUGUAUAUGUUUUGUCAGUCAUAUGAAAUAAACAAUCAAUCACAAA
Xyrichtys novacula (pearly razorfish) is the source of this 9440-nucleotide messenger RNA. The record is from the annotation of a GenBank genome assembly. NCBI's taxonomy places the organism in Eukaryota, Metazoa, Chordata, Actinopteri, Labriformes, Labridae.